This is a messenger RNA of Cephus cinctus (wheat stem sawfly), 1810 nucleotides long. RefSeq lists its product as uncharacterized. Bases 610 to 1788 code for a protein of 392 amino acids. Gene Ontology annotation, molecular function: chitin binding. Lineage: Eukaryota; Metazoa; Arthropoda; Insecta; Hymenoptera; Cephidae. Gene Ontology annotation, cellular component: extracellular region. The transcript has 4 exons. The record is from RefSeq and is a predicted model, not a curated record.
UGUGUAUACGCCGUGAGACGGUAGGUCCUGUCGGAUGUAGGGGGUAAGGUCGUGCAACAUAAAAAAAUGAACUUUGUAAUCGUCAGGUAUGACCUUACUGUUAAAGAAAUUUAAGGCAAAAAGGGUAAUGUGUAAAAAAAGGUCGUGCUUUACGCGAGAUAAAAAUACCGGAAGUCUGUGGUGGUUGAGGUCACGUUGAAAAAUGGUUGCUCCGACUGAACUUCCUGAAUAAGGUCAAUAUUGAUCGAAAGUCCGAUCAAUGAAGAAAAAAGGGUCAAGAGUCAUGGUAAUUAUCGCGUAUGUGAUAAUAUUGUAAAUUUAUAUAAAAUUUUGAUUUUUUUUCUUUGUAACUUUUUUUUCUUAUUUUCAUAGACUUGAAAAUAAAUUUUCUUAAUUUUAACAAACGUCCGUUUAAUUUGACCGUAAAGUGAACGGUUGUUGUUACUCCUCCACUUUUACUAUUUAUUUCACUCCACCUGCCCCCACUACCUCCCGAGGAUACUUCAUCAGAAGUUACCUACCCAAGUGAAGUCCUGGAAGGUUCAGUUAAAUCCGAACAAGCGAAACAGCAAGUUAAACUAGUCCUAUCGGGACAAAGCGGGGGCCACCAUGCGGAGCGUAAUCGGGCCUAUCCUGUUUUUGGGAUUCAUAAAUGUUUUAUACACGGAGAACGUAGUCGAGAAUAUCACGACAGAAUUUUCAACGUUCACCAACACCAAAGCCAGCAGUCGCUACAGGGAUCCGUCGUUGUCGCGAAUGUGGCCGAAUCGAACGUCCACGUCGCAGGCGAAAAACGAGGAACGAAUAAAAGCUUUGGCGUUGGCACUGCGCGACGCGGAUCGUGUGUUGAACAGCAAAAGAUCACGAAAGAACGAACAAUCGAAGAAACCGCGGAUAUUCGCAUCGCCUGCAACGGCACCGGAAGUGCGGUCGUCGACGAGCGAAAGAACAGCGACGGAAGCGCCACGUGGUAAACAGCGUUUGAAAUCGCGAAUAAAAAGCAACGGCAGAUAUGCCGUGCCAUCGCCAAUUCUUCAACCGCCGUACAAGUCGUAUUCGCCCGAGUACGAUUUUGAAAUAGACAAACCGGAAUUUCGCGAAGCCACGUCGACGACAACGACAGACUUGCCGAACAACGCGACGAUCGGUCGUAUAAAAAUCUGCGACCUGACAACCGCAAUUCCGACGAGCAGGGUGAAUAUAAAUUCGAGUGGGAACAAAAAUAUUUUUGAAAAUUUUUCAAACUCCAAUCUCGACUAUACGUCGAGUAACGAUAAACAAGAGAAUUAUAACUCGUACAAUUACGAGGAUUUGAGUUCCUUGGAACCUCUUAGAAUCAAGCUAAAUACCACUGGCGGAACUGGGAGGUCAAGAGGAAGUGUGAAGUACCAGCAAAAUUUGGAUUCCAAUGAAAUAUCAAAAAGAAAGGAUUCGAUCUCGUCGGCAGAGAGUGGAUACAAUUUGAAAGGACGUUUUUCUCAACAAUCCAAUCAUUUCAAGCUGAACGGCGAAUCCAGCAAAAAAAUUGGAUCGAUUCCAGGAGUUCCAGGACGCGAUUAUCCUGUUCAUCAACAAUACACGCAUCACCAUCUACGUUAUCCUUCGAGUAGAUUUGUUUGUCCCGUGAGUCCUGGUACACAUAUCUACUUGGCCGACAGAGCAUCGAGAUGUCAGAUAUUCUAUGUGUGUUAUGGAGAACAAACUGGAGUACCGAUGAUGUGUCCAAAUGGAACUUUGUUUAGCGAGCCUCUACAAGUUUGUGAUUGGUGGUUCAAUGUGGUAUGUUGAUAAGGAACUGGAAGUGUAAAUA